AUGCCGGCCGAGAACAGAGCGGCCUACGAAAAGAUAUUCAUGCAAGAAUGUCAGGGCAAGCCAUAUCUCACCGGUAUCGAGGCUGCCAUUGUUUUUCUCGACAGUCACUUGCACAAGCAUGUGCUGUCGAAUAUAUGGGAACAGGCAGAUGUCACGCGCGAUGGCAAAUUCUCUUGCGAUGAAUUCUGUCUUGCCAUGUGGCUGAUAGAUGAGGAGAAGAGAAAUCAUCCGUCCAUGUUGCAUCAUCAAAACGCGGCGCAGAUUGCACCUGCAUAUACCUUGCAUGACUCAAAUUCUAGUGCACAACCGCCAGCCUAUUCUCAGCAGCCGCAGCACGGCCUGCAACCCAUCCAUCUCCCAUACGGGGUUUCUCGACCUCCUGAGACGCUGCCACAACUGAUAGCAGCAUAUACUCCACAACAUGUCAGGAGGCGUGAGAUGCUCGAGCCCUUGAUCUGUCAAGGCUGCGAGACAGGCCUGGUACCCGGGGACAUUGCAUACUGCUGUGAUGAAUGCAAGCAUGACGCAAGAACCAUCUGCAAAUCGUGCCAUGACGGCGGCAAGCGCUGCCACCAUGAGGUUGCUCCGGAAGAGUUGGAAGCCGGCAAAGACCUCAAAAAUGAAGACCAAGACGGCGACUUUGGCUUUGGCCUCAAAUGCGAUGGAUGCAAAGCGAAGCUCAAGCAGGGCAUGCUAUGCUGGCACUGCAAGCGCUGUUUCGAUCCCAACUUCUGCAAGGACUGCUGGAGGCGGCGCGACAAGCGCUGCAAGCAUGCCGUUCAGGACAAAAUCCAGCUGCGCAGGGUAAAAAAGUCUUCAGCUACCGAAAAGAUUUUGGACGGUCUUGAAACGGUCGGUGUUAUUAUGGGAGGAUAG
Molecule: messenger RNA, 876 nt
Organism: Beauveria bassiana ARSEF 2860
Lineage: Eukaryota; Fungi; Ascomycota; Sordariomycetes; Hypocreales; Cordycipitaceae
Exons: 1
Coding region: 1-876 (291 amino acids)
Biological process (GO): endocytosis; endosomal transport
Cellular component (GO): cytoplasm; plasma membrane
Molecular function (GO): protein binding
Source: RefSeq, a predicted model, not a curated record